CCCCCCCUGCUUCCUUCUCACCUCCCUUUCUCGCUUCCAUCCAUCCACAGUUCUUGUGGGAACCCGAGGAUCGAUCCCGACGGGGACGUCGUCCCGGUCCAGGCUGCAAUUAUCGAGCAGAGGGCGGCACGACACCCAGAAGCCAUCAAGCUUCUCUUCUCCUUCUCGGUCGGUCUCAUCCACGAGCACCCGCCGGCCAAUGCGCAUGCGUCUGUGACGGUAGGAGGAAGAAGCUAGCCCAUGGAGCUCAAGGCGCUGUACCUGUGUGCCGCCGUGGUGGCUGUGCUGCUCUGCUCCUCGGUCGACUUCAUCCAGAGCCCCACCGACGUGCUCGGCCCGGUUGCGCUCCUCGAGCCGACGCCGUCGUCCGCGAGGGACUUCGGCGCCGUCGUCUCCGACGCGCCGUUCGCCGUCGUGCGGCCCGAGUCCCCCGACGACAUCGCGCUCCUCCUGGGCGCGCUGUCGUCGGCGGCUCCGAGCCCGAGGGCGACGGUGGCCGCGCUCGGCGCGGGGCACUCGCUCCACGGCCAGGCCCAGGCGCGCGGCGGCAUUGUGGUGGAUACCCGCGCACUGCUGCGCGACGUGCAGGUAGUGGUGGCGCCUCCGCCGCGGGGCCACGGAGAUCAUAGCGGCGGGGCCACCGAGCCCGCGGCGUACGCCGACGUCGGGGCCGGCGCGCUGUGGGUGGAGGUGCUGGAGGAGUGCCUCAGGUUCGGCCUCGCGCCACUGUCAUGGACGGACUACCUGUACCUCACAGUAGGCGGGACGCUGUCGAACGGCGGCAUAAGCGGCCAAACGUUCAAGCAUGGCCCCCAGAUCAGCAACGUCCUGCAGCUUGAGGUCGUCACAGGUAAAGGGGAGGUGGUGACAUGCUCCCCCACAAAGAUCCCCGAGCUUUUCUUCGCAGUUCUCGGUGGGCUCGGACAGUUCGGCAUUAUAACCAGGGCAAGGAUUCCGCUCCAACUUGCCCCUCCCAAGGUGAGAUGGGUGAGGGCCUUCUACGACAGCUUCGAGACCUUCACAGGGGACCAAGAGCUGCUGGUCUCAAUGCCGGAGCAGGUGGACUAUGUCGAGGGGUUCAUGGUUCUGAACGAGCGGGCGCUCCACAGCUCCUCCAUUGCCUUCCCUGCACAGCUCAACUUCAGCCCGGACUUCGGCUCCAUGGGCAGGAAGAAGGUCUACUACUGCAUCGAGUUCGCAGUUCAUGAUUCCCAGAAAGACAGCUCCAAUGCAGAGCAUGCCAUGGAGCUGGUCUCAGAGAAGCUGAGUUACUUGAGACCCCACAUGUACAGUGUGGACGUGUCCUACUUCGAUUUCUUGAACAGGGUCAGGAUGGAGGAGGAGAGCCUGAGGAGCCGGGGCCUCUGGGACGUGCCUCACCCAUGGCUCAACGUGUUCGUGCCAAAGCACGGCAUCACCCGGUUCAAGGACCUGCUCAUGGACGCCAUCUCGGCGGACGACUUCGAGGGUCCCAUCCUCGUCUACCCUCUGCUCGCUGACAAGUGGGACAGGAACACAUCGGCGGUGGUGCCGGCGACGCCGGACGGGGUGAUGUACAUCUUCGGCGUGCUCCGCUCGACGGACCCGGCGCGGUGCGGCCGCGCGUGCGUGGAGUCGAUCCUGGCGCAGCACCGCCGAGUGGCCGACGAGGCGUGCCGGGGCAUCGGCGCCAAGCAGUACCUCGCGCGGCCGCCGUCGCCGGCGAGCUGGCGCGACCACUUCGGCUCCAGCUGGGGCCGGUUCGCGGCCCGCAAGGCCCGGUUCGACCCGCUGCACGUGCUCGGCCCGGGCCAGGGCAUUUUCCCAAGGACGGAUCCCGCGGGGCGGCGCGAUGCGAUGUGAUGGCGACGCCGCCGGCGCCGGCGACGGCGCAAACAGGUGGUCGCGGUUGCUCCCGCUCACGUAGGUGGUAGGCUCGUUAGCUCGUAUUGUUGCUAGCUGCAGCGACAUUUUUCAGGCUGAGAUUUCAUCAGUAGAUGUAUCUUCUGCUUCUGUGAAGUGAAGAGUGUUCAUUUGUACGUGGUUCUACCGGUUUGUAUGUUGUUUAGGUGAUUGUUUGUGGGAACCGCACAAAAAUGUUUGCGAGGGGAAGCGUCUCUCGCGUGUCCUGCUCAAUUUCUAUCGGCCCUUUCUUUUAAUUUUGCCUGAGAUUUUAUUACCUCUGGUAUGGGCUGCCCGUACAGUCGUAUGUAGACGGCAGAGGAAGGUUCACAGGGGUUGCUCAAGGCCCAACCGGGAUAUGCUCGUAGAAAGGAAAAGUCCAUUUAAAACUAUAUGUCAGGUUUGAUUUACUUUGUUUCGUGGUUUAGAACUUUAGAUGGUGAUUUGGCAUCUAAUCCUUUAUAUGUUAU
This is a messenger RNA of Oryza brachyantha (malo sina), 2351 nucleotides long. RefSeq names its product cytokinin dehydrogenase 8. NCBI's taxonomy places the organism in Eukaryota, Viridiplantae, Streptophyta, Magnoliopsida, Poales, Poaceae. Gene Ontology annotation, molecular function: cytokinin dehydrogenase activity; FAD binding. Bases 241 to 1842 code for a protein of 533 amino acids. Gene Ontology annotation, biological process: cytokinin metabolic process. The transcript is spliced from 5 exons. The record is from RefSeq and is a predicted model, not a curated record.